UCUUGCUAUGGAUGCUUACAACUUUGUAUCAUCGGCCGGCGAAUACAACGGAACCGACGCGACCAAUCGAACUUCCACAAUAUUUGCAAUCAAUCCCGAUUUCAUCGCACAAUGGAAACUAAAGCGCAAGCAGGAAAAAAAAUGUGGAGAACUCUUUUCGCACCUAGACCUGCUAAACUAUCCCGAAUGCCUAAAUUUGCUGGGCCAUUAUCUUGACGCAAAGGGAAAAAGUUUUCCCGUUUUAACAUCUGAAUUUAUAAAAUCGCUCGGAACAACUAACAAAUUAAGCGGUAAUGGUUUUCGAACUGCAGCUGACAACUCGCGUGACGAGAUGAGCCCGGCCAUUGGUAGCUUCAGGGACAUUGGAAACUGGUUCUCCUACGGUAACUUCACGCUUUUGGACUGGUUCAACGGAUCCACCGGUUAUGCAGGCAACGAAAGCUCCAAUUUUCAUCCAAAUGCAAUCAAUUUCACAAUCGUUCCUUACGGCAUAGACAUUGGGGACGAAAGUUCGAAGCAAGUGCUGCCCCCGUUUAAACUUUGGCAAACCGUGUUAAUUGCUAUAUGCUUAGCCAUUUGCAUAAUUCUUACUAUAGGCGGCAAUAUAUUAGUACUGUUGGCAUUCAUUGUAGAUCGAAGCAUCAGACAACCAAGCAAUUACUUUAUCGCUUCGCUCGCAGCAACGGACAUGCUAAUCGGAACUGUAUCUAUGCCUUUUUACACGGUGUAUGUUCUGAUGGGCUAUUGGGAUUUGGGCCCAUUACUGUGCGACCUAUGGCUGUCGGUCGAUUAUACCGUCUGUCUAGUGUCGCAGUACACGGUUCUACUAAUUACAAUCGAUCGUUUCUGCUCCGUUAAAAUAGCUGCAAAGUAUAGAAGUUGGCGCACGAAAAAUAAAGUUAUCUGGAUGGUAACCAUCACCUGGAUUAUUCCCGCACUGCUCUUCUUCAUAUCCAUAUUUGGCUGGGAACACUUUGUUGGCUAUCGAGAUCUGCUACCUGGGCAGUGUGCGGUGCAGUUUUUAAAAGAUCCCAUCUUCAACACAGCACUCAUCAUCGGGUACUACUGGACGACGUUGGUUGUAUUGUUUGUGCUGUAUGGCGGCAUCUACAAGACUGCCUACGAUAUGCAGAAGAAAAGUGAGGCCAAACAGCGCAAGAUGCAGUCCAUGGUGGCACUUAGCAGUGCGAUGACGGGCAUGGCCAGCCGAACAGCGGGUAUAGGAAUUUCCAAAACUCAGAGCACUUUGCUGUGCGCUGAUAAACCGAUCACAUCUACUGCACCGUUACUGCCAAAGCAUGAGGGAGCCGUCGGUGGUGUAUCGGCCUCUGCACAGAUUCAACAUUCAGACGCAUCGCAUUCAACAACUGCUGCUGCUGCGAACGUGUCCACAUCGUUACUGAAAAGCGAACAAACUUUCAAUGCAUCAUCACAUGCAUCAGCUGCAUUGUUCGGCAUGGCAUAUGUGAACAUUCCCAACAGCAACAAAUCGCAUGUAAUGACAGAUUUUAGCAUGAAAGAUGAAAAGGUCGAAGGUGACAAAAGCGAGCGUUCCAGUAGCCCUGCAUUUGAUUCGGACGAAGAACAUCCGGCCGCGACCAAACAGGAAAAUGAUCCGUGCGUAAAAGGUUUUAACAAACGAUCUUCCGUCGCUGGUUUAUUAGUAGGGGCUGCAUCCGCUACAGUGUUUUCAUCCCGAUACAAAGACAGCACAACAGCAGCCAAAGCUAGCAAUCCUCCUGUAUCGAUGUCUGAAGAACGCACUACAGUAUUGCCGAACAAACCAAUAGCAACAACAGCGGAGCCUGAGCAUAAGAUGCUACCUAAAAUCAAUGAAACUACUAGCCAAGCAGCUGCUGUUGAUCACAAACUGGACGUUAAGAAGGAAAUGAAGGACUUGGGACAUUCGUUCGCGCAUACACACUCCCCGGCAUUAGAAUUGCAGCCAAGGGCAAUCGAUACGGGUAGAACGGUUGCAUUACAAAAAAUAGUGGAGGACUCAACAUCUACAAUUUUUACACCACCCUGCGGGUUUCAAACGCCUCUUUUAGCUGACACACAUUCCGAAACGGAGAGACCACAGAGUACAACCAGCAUGGGAGACAUCAUGGCUACUUACGAUCCGUUGAUAAGUAUGGAUAGUGAAGAUCUUCGUUUUAUGGAUGAAAGCUCUGUAAUGCUGCCCUCACCGCAGUUCGAAAAUGUCGCCUCUGAUUCUUCACUAGCCUCGUUUAUGAAUGGUAUCGAACAGCAGCAACACCAUUCCCGAUCGAUAGUCAGUCAGUACAAUGGGCAAAGCAUUGCCAAUCCUACACUGCUGCAGAAGGCACUUAUAAGAGCCACUGCUCAGUGCAAACAGCCAUCGCCAACCGUUCUCAUUCGUUCUUCCUAUUUUGGUACGGGGACGACGUCUCCUCAAGCCUGUACGAAUGACGCUGCCCAGCAUGGCUUUGUUUCAAAGGAGGAAAACAUUUAUAACACUACAGUUACCGUCAGUACUCAAAGUCCGGAAAAACCUACAACUGUCCUUAAUACCAUAAACUUAGAGUUGGGCGAAGCUAGACCAAGCGAUGUCAACAUCGCAGGGCAUCGAAGUUCUGCUAGUUAUAACAAAGAUACAGACGCAAAAGUAAAUACCUCGGUAGAGCUUACGGAUGUUUCCGAUUACUCGAAAGCGGUAGUAGAGGAUGAACCGACCCGAUCCUUCGGACAGACGAGUGUAGUAUGUUCGACAUCAGUUACUAUGAACUAUAGUGCACUAAACAAACCGACGUUGACGAUCGAACGAGAUUCUUCAAGCAAGCGAGGUUUUAUCCAAUCGAUCGGUAAACGGUUGAAGCCUGGUAUUAAAAAACCAAAUCCCGAUGGGCCGCUUGGUGGAAUCUGUCGACAAAAAUCCAAGUCCGAAAACCGUGCCAGGAAAGCGUUUCGAACAAUUUCCUUCAUCUUGGGUGCGUUUGUAGCUUGUUGGACACCGUACCACGUGCUGGCACUGGUGGUGGGGUUUUGUUCAACACCCCCCUGCGUUAACGAGCAUCUAUUUAUGUUUUCGUACUUUCUCUGUUAUGCAAACAGUCCCAUGAACCCAUUCUGCUAUGCACUUGCCAACCAACAGUUUAAGAAAACUUUUACACGCAUAUUGCGUGGAGACUUGCAUAUGACAUAA
Molecule: messenger RNA, 3166 nt
Organism: Anopheles maculipalpis
Lineage: Eukaryota; Metazoa; Arthropoda; Insecta; Diptera; Culicidae
Gene: mAChR-B
Exons: 3
Coding region: 8-3166 (1052 amino acids)
Biological process (GO): adenylate cyclase-activating adrenergic receptor signaling pathway
Cellular component (GO): membrane
Molecular function (GO): G protein-coupled receptor activity
Source: RefSeq, a predicted model, not a curated record